AUCGAUAAGCAAUUUCGUUUUUCGUUUGUAUUACUUCGUUAUGUCCGGAGGAUCCCUGUUUACUUGGGUACACGGGACCGGUGUCCUAACGCGCGCGGAUAGUGUGGUCGGGAACUACCAGCCUGAGGCGCUGCGACCCGUCCUCUUCGUCUUUUACACCCUGGAAACGGUCUUCAACAUGUUCUGCAUGGGCUAUCACAUCUCGGGCUUCAUGACCAUCCAACUGGACUCGUUUAGCUGGGACGUGCAGGCCGUCCACUACUUCUACCUGGUGACCUUCUACGUCUUCAUGGUGCUCACUUUGUUUCAGAGCGUGAAUAUUUGCACUGGUCACAAGCCCACCGUUUGCACGGAGAUCUGGAAGGCCACGGCGGCGGCGGUUGCCUUCACCUUAAUAUCCCUGACCACGAUGUGGGAUGCGGAGCGGCAGUUCCACAUGUUCAUCACCCUGCGUGAUGAUAAUGACGAACCCCCGUAUCAUGGAGACUUCGUAGAGGAUAAGCCGGUGCAUCCGGUUUUCCACUUCCUGCGCGGCCAGUCCAUCUCCUCGCUGGCCUGCGGAAUGCUCUAUCUGCUCCAUGCCACCAUCAUGAUCGACGUCAAGUUGACCACCGACCUGAACAAAGGUCAGGUGAAGGGCGACUACAUGCCCAUUCCCCUCUUCGUCCUGGGACGCUGCAUCCACGCCAGGCUAAACAGGUUCGAAUGGUUUCGAGAAUUUUGCGAAAACGAACCCAUUUACCUCUAGGACUAGGAUUUUAGGAAGCCAUUAGCUAGCCGGGAAAAUG
This is a messenger RNA of Drosophila takahashii, 788 nucleotides long. RefSeq lists its product as uncharacterized. The record is from RefSeq and is a predicted model, not a curated record. Lineage: Eukaryota; Metazoa; Arthropoda; Insecta; Diptera; Drosophilidae.